This is a messenger RNA of Ixodes scapularis (black-legged tick), 879 nucleotides long. RefSeq lists its product as uncharacterized. Lineage: Eukaryota; Metazoa; Arthropoda; Arachnida; Ixodida; Ixodidae. The record is from RefSeq and is a predicted model, not a curated record. Bases 1 to 879 code for a protein of 292 amino acids. The transcript is spliced from 6 exons.
AUGGGAUCGUUCGUGUCUCAGGCGAUCCUGCUUGCUUCGUUCCAUCUCUUGCUCGGCGAAAACAGCUCACAGUUUGUGUUCAAUCUGGAGUCGGUUGUAAAGAAUUACGUGGACGACUACGCAGCAAAACGUCAAACCACAGCAUGGUUUUACGAUAUGUGGGCGCAGCACCCUCAGUUGCAGGAGCGCGGAGUGUACAAAAGGUACCAGGUGCGAGUGACGGCGAGUAACUUUGAGUUUGGAGAAGCCAUUGGGGAACACACACGACCCACGGAGGUCUUCACCACCACGUAUACAAACGAACAGAAGACGGAUGCAAUACACACUGUAAAGCAAACCUAUCUAAACACGGAGUUUUCCACUAUUAAGUUGGAAAGGGGAUUCGAGUCGAAGUACAAGACGAGCAUUAAUGUCGGAGUACCUGGCAUUGUUAGCGCAGGCGGUGGAUUCAGCUUCGAUUACACCCUCAACAAGACGACAUCCGACACCAAGAGCAAGACUGAGACUUUGAGUAUCGAACUCCAGGUUGCCGUUCCGAGCAAAAAGACGGUGCAAGUUACGUGGUACGUCACCAACAAGGUCGUGGACUUCCCUUGGACUGCCACUGUGUAUGUAAGGGGAUGGUUCGCCUUCUGGCUCAAUCACCCAGUCAACAAUCACCGACUCUGGUUCUUCCCUGUAUCUGUCUUGGCCAAUAUAGACAAGAACCUGACCGUCGUCGAUAGUCUUACAGUCACCUUUGAGGCUUCAGGCUUCUUCAGGAAGAUAGCAACCCUCGACUCCAGGGUCUUCGUGUACGAGUUAAGGAGGUUCGAACGAACGAAGCCCACAACUACAAGACGACCAAAGCCCUUGAGAAUGCCUCCAGUCCUAGAGUAG